Molecule: messenger RNA, 519 nt
Organism: Porites evermanni
Lineage: Eukaryota; Metazoa; Cnidaria; Anthozoa; Scleractinia; Poritidae
Source: the annotation of a GenBank genome assembly
AUGUCGCCUCGUCGUAAGAGAAAUAGUUUCGAGAGCUCAUUGCCGGUUGCAUCUUCUUCGUGUUCGACUUCUGCCGUCACGUCCUUACCUACGGUUGCUUCAGCACCUGCUCUAGUGCCUGGUACUUGGGCUUCUGCUUCGAUCGAUUUCGCCAGAAUAUUUAGCUUCGGUUAUUCAGCCCAUUCAGACACCGAUUUCGGCCAUCGUACAGCAGUCGUUAUCUGCCGCAGUUGGCGCUCCUUCCGUUUCUAUGCAAGGCCUUCCCGCCAUUUCUGUUCAAGGGUCGCUGGAGUCAACUUUGGUUAAUCGCGCGGCACAUUUGGACGCCUUUGGCAUGCACCAUCCUUAGUCUUAAACCAUAAGCGCGGCAUCUCAGUCAUCGACUGCUGCUGGGUCCCUGCCUCUGAAUGCUUCGACCUCGUCCACUUCUCUGCAAGUGGGUUCGCAGGUAAACGCUUUGCCAGGUACGUCAUCGUUUCUUUUUGUUCCACCUUUUGUCUCUGUGUUUUCCUCCGCUAG